AUGUCGUGUCCGGCACCGUUGCCGCCGUGGGCGGACGCACGCGCGAGGCGAAAAUUCACACUCGAAGCUUUGCCGAACGACGGCACGCACGCGAGAUGCCACGUGCUGCGCAAGCGCGGGCCGCUCGGCGUCUUUCCGACGUACGUGCUGUAUUUGGACGGACGCGAGACCACGACGGCGACGCUGGGAGACGCGGUGCCCAUCUUGGUCGCGCGAAAGCGUAAAAAGUCGAAGUGCACGCACUACGUCAUCGGGGACGACGGCGCCGAGCGUGCGGUGAAUGAGGCGCACGCCAGCUACGUGGGCAAGCUCAAGGCGAAUUUCAUCGGCACGCACUUCGAGUUGUUAGACUCCGGUGUCAGACCGCGCGCGUGGGGCGCGCCUCGACAUCUCGACGACGAAGCUGACGACGAAGAGCAAGGGCCACCGCGUCGCGCGCUGGCGAACAUUCGAUACGCCGUCAACGUUCUGGGCGCCGGCGGUCCGCGCGCGCUCUCCGUGUCGCUCCUCGGCGACGACGUCGAUGAUCCGAACGCCGUCGCGCACGAGCUCGAAAGCGCGCGCCCGACCUGGAAUCCAUCCGCGCAGGCGUACGUCUUAAACUUCAACGGCCGAGUCACGCGUCCGAGCGUGAAAAACUUCCAACUGGUUUCCAGCGGGCUCGCCGCCGCGGGCGCGCCGUCCCGAGCCGACGCCGAGUCCCGCACUCUCACGCGCGGCGUCUUACAGUUCGGCCGCGUCGAUGACGACCUAUUCACUCUGGACUUUGCGCAUCCCCUGAGCCCGCUCACCGCCUUCGCCGCGUGUCUCAGCGCGUUUGAAUCCAAGUUCGCGCGCGAGUGA
Molecule: messenger RNA, 843 nt
Organism: Ostreococcus lucimarinus CCE9901
Lineage: Eukaryota; Viridiplantae; Chlorophyta; Mamiellophyceae; Mamiellales; Bathycoccaceae
Exons: 1
Coding region: 1-843 (280 amino acids)
Source: RefSeq, a predicted model, not a curated record